Fonticula alba is the source of this 3332-nucleotide messenger RNA. RefSeq lists its product as hypothetical. The record is from RefSeq and is a predicted model, not a curated record. NCBI's taxonomy places the organism in Eukaryota, Rotosphaerida, Fonticulaceae. Bases 69 to 3332 code for a protein of 1087 amino acids. The transcript has 8 exons.
UCUCUUUCUCUCUCCCUCCCUCUCCGCCUUCUCCUCAGUCUCGCCCCCCCCCCAAAUGCCAGUAUCAAAUGUCAGAUAGUCCUUCCGCCCGCGUCUCGGCCCUGAGCCGACCGCGCGCCUGUCCUGCCGGGCCCCGGUUGGUCUUUCUGGCCAACAAUGCCAAGGUCGAGUCACUUAUCAUUGAGGACUACCUGCGGGAAAGACUGGAACUCGAGCGUCUUUAUGCCAGCCGUUUGGCCGAGAUCGCGGCUCGGUGUCGGCUUCGACUCGAUGAGCAUGCAGCUCUCGUUGAGAGUGAAACGGCCCCCCCAUUGGCCAAGUACUUCUCCAUCCUCGGUGAAUUGUCGAACGAUCGUCGGAUCUCGGCCGAUCAGAUCGUCGACCAGGCUCUGGAUCCGUUGACCUUCUUCAACCGCAGCAAGAGCCCCGACCCCCUGGCCGUUCGCGACGCUCCCUCUUUCCCGGAUGCCUCGAAGAUCUUCCUCAAUUAUGAAGCCCUCAAACUGGAGGUCCUGAAGAUGGCUCUGACACGCCUCACCAUCACGCAAUUAAUUGGUCGCGAGAAGGAAUCCGAGCACCUGUUUGAGGUUGUCUCCUCCUUCCAGGCCUUCGAACCGGAGUCCUAUGUAAAUGGCAUCAUUCGCGAGGAGGCGGCCAAGCGCUCGCUCUACGGACUGGCCCCCAUCAGCACCCCGCUUUGGGUGGACUUCGAUUGUCGUGGCACUUGCCCCAACUCCUUCCCAUCCGCCCACACCCCGACCACUGCGACUGCCUUGCGCCUGGCGACCUGUCCGGCCAACUGUCACGGUCCUGCCUCGACGGUCAAGCGUCCCACCGGGCAGAAGGUUCAAUUUCGCGAAGGCCCCGAUGACCUGAUCGGCUAUACCGAGACCCGUGGCCGGCGUUCACUCCGGGAGUAUCGCAAAAACCAGAGGGCUCGCACACCGAAAAGCCCGCCGCCCAUUCGGAUGGUCAUGAAUUUCGCCCUCCCAAGUCACUCCCAGCCGGUCCUCGAGUCUACCCCAUCCGAUAGCAGCAGCGAGGAUGAGUUUUUCGAAGCAAUGCGCACUUGGCAAGCACCCAAUGCCCCUGGGCUGCCUGCUGCAUCGACGGUCUCCCCCCUGUCCGGGCCCACAGCCGCACCGCCAAUGGCGACGGUUGCGGCCCGGCAACUGCCCGCCGACGGCUUGCCCAUGGAUGACAGCGAUCCCGACUCCUCAUCGCCGCCUCCCCUGCCAGCCUCCUUUGCCUUGUCCCCCGCACCAAAGGCAGCCACCGGCGGCAUGGCCAUGGCGGCCAAUGUCCAGGGGGCCGAGUCGUCCUCGGCCGCGGAUCUUACCCGUCCAUCACUGCCGCUGCCUUCGACCGGUCGAUCUCUCCGUCCCUCCCGCCCUUCCUUCUCGCCGCCCAUGCUCAAGUCCAGCUCCGACAGCUCCAUCUUCCUUCCCCACUCCGAGGCCCAGCCCUCCGCCUUCCACACCCGGCUUUACCAGUGUUCCGUCGCCACGGAUCCGGCGGCCCCGGCGGACUUGACUCUCCAAAGCAAAAUUCUCUUCUCCGACUCCUUUGUCCGGGCAAUGCUCAAGAAGUACCCGGCCGUCGCAUCGGCGGCCACCAGCGUGCACCCCCCACGGGAAGGAUGGCUUCUUGAGGUGUCCAGUUUCCACAUUGACGAGAUUUCCAUCAUCUCCUCGAAUGAGCAGCUCCGCCAGCGUGCCUCCCCCGUUCAACCGCUGCGCAAGGCCGCCGGUGCUCGAGGCUCACUGAGCGACCUGCCAGCGGGACUUGUCGAUGCCUCGGAGCGCAUUCUCCUGCCGACGCACCUUCGCCCCGUGGCUUCAAGUGAACAGGCGCCUCGCCUGGUGGGUCACGGCCUUGCCGCUGCCGAGCCCCAUGUCCCGGUCACGCGUCACUUUACCGAGCACCUGCCGGCUCUCAACUCGAUGGACAAUUCCUUCCUGGUCUCGACGCUUGCGCGAGAUCGUUGCAGCCUGCCUGGGAACUUCCUCCGGCCUCUGGCGCUGGAGCUGGAGCUGCCCUUCCCCCCGGAAGCCGCCUUCCUCGAGACCAUCCACGAUGCUUCAGGCGAGGCUCCUUCGCCCGAAGAGUGGAGGCUAAAGGGUCUGGCUUCGGUCUUCCUCCUUUCGGCCAAGCACGACCAUGCCCGCACAUCCGGCUCCUUCGCCGAGUGGGCUCUUGGGUGGGCAUCCCCACCGAGGGAUGGCCGGUUGGCGGCUGGAGGCGCCUGCCCUCCCCCGGCGGAGGUCAUCCACUUCGCCGACAUCCCUCCCUCCUUCACGGUUUUGGCCAAUACCAGCAUUCGCCUUGCCCUGCCGGUGGCGUCCCCGGCCACCGGGCUCCACCAGCUGCGAUCGACCCUCACGGUGCCCGGCAUCCAGGGGGAGCAUCUGACCUUUGUGGCGGAGUUCGAUCGCGGGGGCUCAAUGCGCCGGGUGAAUACCCCGCGCCUGGUCCGGUCUAUGUAUGUCGAUGUUGCUGGCGGCCCCUGUCUGGCGAUGCGCCUGCCGUCGGAUUUGCCCUCGACCAGUGAAGCUGGCGCAUUUGCGCCGGACGCCACGUCGCCUGUUCAAUGUCGCAUGGAAGAGCACACCAUUGUCUGGUACAUCGAGAAGCUGUUGACUUCCCCGGAUGGGGACAUCUAUUUCCCCCUGCCAGCCGACUUGUGCCCAUUGCUUGCCAAUUCCCCCGGAGGAUGUGCCUCCAUGGAGUCCGACUUCCUGGCUGCCAGUCUCCCCCUUUCACAAAGCCUCUCCCUUCAGUCGACCAUUGCCCUGCAAUCAGCAGUCGGCCCCUCCUGGCUGUCGGCCAAUGGUCGGGGUCAUGCCUCGCCUCAUGGGCGGGGCAAUGAUGCGGCGGCAGCGGCCAUCGCGGCGGCAGCCGCCCGUGGGACCGGGGGCCCCUUCUGUCCUUGUCAUUGGGGCCGCGUCUCCGGGGCCAUCCAAACACACUCGACCGCACGCCUCGGUGAUGACCCGCAUGGAGACCGGAUAGCCGGCAGCUCGGCCGAUGCCCUGGCCACCCUAGAAGUGCUUGAGGAUGAUGCCCGGUCCACGGCUGACCUGGACCCGGCCCCGGCAUCGGCCCCGGCAUCGAUGUUCAUGGGAGCCUCCCCGUCGCGUGCGGCUUCCUUCCGGUGCUCGAUCAACCAGACGGUCCCCUACCUGGGCCAUGCGCCCGAGUCCUUUGGCACGACCAUUGUCCUCCGCAAUCCGGAGCUCAAGCGAGCCCUGACAAUCUUCCCCCACCCGGAUGGCGUGGGGUCCAUUGCCCAACCGCGCCGGAUACCUGCGGAGCCCUGUCCCACGAAAUAG